AUGCCCAAGACAAUGGUUGAUUACAAAUGGGAUGUGGGGACCUAUUUCACUAAAAAGGAGGAACUUUUAGAAGCUAUCAAAUGCUAUGCACUUGAAAAUGGGAGAAACAUAAAGUUUGUUAAGAAUGACAAAAGACGAGUGAGAUUAAGAUGUAUAGGUGGGAAAGGAAAAUGCCCAUGGACAGCAUAUUGUGGUUACAUGAAAGCUAUUAAAAUCUGGCAGUUGCAAAAAAUUGUAGAUAACCACACAUGCAGUAGGGAAUUCAACCUACGUGUACUUAGUUCAAAGUGGUUGAGUAAGAAACUGGAAAAAAUAGUUAGGGAAAACCCAAGAGUAAAAGGAACUGAAAUCCGUGAAAAAAUUAGUAGAAAAUGGAAUGUUGGUAUCUCAAGGUGUAUGGCUUAUAGGGCCAAAGCAAUUGCAGCAAAAAAUGUUGAAGGGUCCUUUAAAGAACAAUACAAAAAGAUAUAUGAUUACGCGUAUGAGCUUCUAGCAAGAAAUCCAGGAUCAACAGUGAAAGUUAAUGUUGAGGAGAAUGAAAGGGAACCAAUAUUCAAGAGGUUUUACGCAUGUUUGAAAGCAUACAGAGACAAUUUCAUUUCAUGCAGACCUAUAAUUGGAUUGGAUGGGGCUUUCUUGAAAGGGAAAUACAGAGGAGAGUUGUUAACAACCAUUGAGCUACUUAUUGAGGACCUUGGUGGACCUGCAGUGUGUGCAUCCUAUACAUCUAUAUCUGAUCGACAAAAGGGCCUGCUACCAGCCAUACAAGAACUUCUGCCUGGAGUUGAUCAACGUUUCUGUGUAAGGCACUUAUAUUGGUCCAGAUCAAGAUUUACCACAAAGGCUCAAUCUGAUACCUUGGUAAACAAUAUGUCUGAGGCCUUCAAUAAUGUAUUGCUGCAUACAAAGACUAAGCCUGUGAUAAGCAUGUUGGAGGAUAUUCGGCUGGUCAGCAGAGAAAUUAUUUGA
Vigna unguiculata (cowpea) is the source of this 969-nucleotide messenger RNA. The record is from RefSeq and is a predicted model, not a curated record. Lineage: Eukaryota; Viridiplantae; Streptophyta; Magnoliopsida; Fabales; Fabaceae.